AUGGAUUUGGCUCUAUUUUACCAAAGUAAUCUUCUCUAUCAUCCCCUCAAUCUUGGAGACACAUUUGAAAACGGCCGCUACAAGAUAUAUCACAAGUUAGGAUGGGGCGGUUUUUCAACCGUAUGGCUUGCGAAAGACAAUCGCCCAAAAAAAUGGGUCUCGUUGAAGAUCAUGACGGCGAAUGCGCGGGGAUCGAGAGAGCUGCAAAAUUUCAAGUACAUCGAGAGACAUUCGGAAGGAAAUCUUUCCUCAAAUUAUAUUGUGCAACUGCUUGAUUCGUUUACUCACGAAGGACCUAAUGGAGUUCACCUAUGCCUUGUAUUUAAAUUACUAGGCCCUUCUGUUGACAAGGUCCUUGAAGAUUAUCAUGAGGGUAACGACAAGCUCUGCCCGGAUACUGUACUGAAGAUGUCUACGCAGCUCUUGAGGGCUGUCCAGUUCAUUCACAGUUCCGGCAUGUGUCAUGGGGACAUCAGUGGCCGGAACAUUGCAUUCAGUUGCUCGCAUUUGUCAAACGUAACUGAAGAAGAACUUUUUGGUGUUCUUGGGCACCCUGAAAUUGAAACGCUAGCUCGCAUUGAUGGCACACCUUUAGAAAAUAGGUUACCGUCGCAGCUGGUCCGGGCAGCAGACUGGGUCGAGUGGAUCGACGAAGACGACGAAGAAAUUCGGCUGCUUGAUAUUGGAGAGAGUUUUAUUCAAGGAGAGGAGCCUGAAAGGCUGGCUCAGCCGGGUACAUUGAAGGUCCCGAAGACAAUUUUUACAGACCGGUUUGAUUAUCGCGUCGAUCUCUGGCGCACGGGCUGCAUGAUCUACUCUUUUUUACUCACAGCAUAUCCAUUCUGGUACCUUGGCGAGGACGAAGUUCUAGUUUUACAAAUGAUUGGCUUUGUGGAGAAAUUACCAUCUGAGUGGGAGUCGAAGUGGCAAUCGAUGAAGAUGAGAUCCAGCCGUCAUUUAGACACUGGAAACGGUAAGCAAAUGGACACACCAUUCAGAGCUACUGCUAACCCUUUAAGAUGGUGA
Molecule: messenger RNA, 1026 nt
Organism: Aspergillus steynii IBT 23096
Lineage: Eukaryota; Fungi; Ascomycota; Eurotiomycetes; Eurotiales; Aspergillaceae
Product: kinase-like protein
Exons: 4
Coding region: 1-1026 (341 amino acids)
Biological process (GO): regulation of mRNA processing; protein phosphorylation; spliceosomal complex assembly
Molecular function (GO): protein kinase activity; ATP binding
Source: RefSeq, a predicted model, not a curated record